Paramuricea clavata is the source of this 3529-nucleotide messenger RNA. NCBI's taxonomy places the organism in Eukaryota, Metazoa, Cnidaria, Anthozoa, Malacalcyonacea, Plexauridae. The record is from the annotation of a GenBank genome assembly.
AUGAGUGAGAAUAGGUAAUGACUAGUGACAUCUAGUGAGUGCAUCGAGCACGAGUAGGCUAUUGUUGUUGUUGUAGAAUUAUAUUUUUAUUAAAUGGUUUUAUUUUUGUGACUUGUCGAGAACUACAGUUCGGAGGCCACAUUCUCGACACGUGGCACCUCCGACGGGGUAGCUGAAACGCCGGCUAUAUUCGAAUACGAGUGAACAGAUUUUAACGACACGCGGUUAUCGGCGAUAAUAUGGAGAAAAAGCUAGAGACAAUGUUUUGAAGCAGUUGAAGCUUGGCGUAGAACGAACAGAAAAUAUAUUGGACUCAGGUAAGCCUGAUAGUAUUAAGCGGAAUCUCAAUGCGCUACGUGAAACGAUUCGUGAAACGAACGAACAUAAACGUGCUGUUGACGCAGAAAAAAUUGAGGCCGACGAAAGCAUUGAAAAAAUUAACGAAUGGAAUCUUGGGAUUGAAGUCAAAAUUGAACAGGGAGAUGGAGAAAUAAAACGUUUAGAACAAUGGCUUUUCGAAAAGGAACAGUCUGAAAAACACGUAGCGCAAGAGAAGCAGUUUAAAAUAGAAUUAAAAUUGCAUGAAAAACGUCUAAAGAUGAAAGCCGAACUGAAACUGACACAAACAAAACCGGAAUUACAGGAAUGUUCUGACUUUAAAACUGCCAAAUCACCCAAACUAGUUAUAUCCACGUUUGAUGGUCCGUUGAUGGAUUGGCCUAGGUUAAUUCUGGGGACAGUUCAACAAAGCUAUUAGAGAGGUUAAGAUACCCCGGUUUCGGUGUACGGGUACGGGUAGCAUGAUUUUGGUUAGCAAUAUUUUCGCCGAUGUCUGUACUUUUACUCGUAAUUAAGGUGCACAUUUUCCCCAUUAUAUCAUUGUCUUGUUGCAAGAAAACAGAAAAAGUAUGAUUGAAUUAAUUACAGACAUCAGUAAAAACUAGUAAACAAGAUGACACUACUCGUACCCGUACACCGAAACCGGGGUAUCUUAAACUCACUAUUGAAAAAAGUUCGAUUGCCACUAUUACCAAGUUUACGUACUUGCGAGAGCUACUCAGUCCUAAGGUUAAACGUUGUGUGGAAACCUUGCCAUUUACAUCAGAAGGUUAUAACCGAGCCAAGUCAAUUCUCCUUGAUAAGUUUGGGAAAGAAUCGGAGAUUGUCAAUAGCUACGUGAGGAAAAUAUUAGAGUUGCCUUACAUAACCAGCGCAAACCCACGUAAAGUAGCAGAGUUCAACGAGAAACUGUCCUAUUGUGUCCAAGCGCUUGACACUAUGAAAAAAUUGACUUGAGCAAGUGAGAGGAAAUGUCGCGAAGACACUGGCCAAAUUAGUUGCAAUUAGGGGGGAUUUGGUCCGUAGCGAUCCCGAUUGGGAGUCCUGGGACUUCGCUAAGCUAAGCGAAGCUGUACGUUAAUGGGUUAAGCGAAACCCAGCUGUUUCAAACGAGAAAGAGCGCGACGAACGUAAGAGUAUUUUUCGUGCGCGCGAGGAUGAAGCGAGAGUACGAGGCUGUGUUUAUUGCGAGGACACUGGUCAUAAGGCGACGCAGUGCGACAAAAUAACGGACACGAGCGAACGGAAGAAAAUCCUGACUAAAAAAGGUAUGUGUUUUAACUGCGCUACAAGAAAGCAUCGCGCAGCGGAAUGGUCUAGCAAAGCGUCAUGUCAAAAUUGUAAAAAAGUCAUCACUCAUCAAUUUGCGAACAACCACGUCAACCAUCAGGAAACGAGGAGAAAUUGAUGACAGACGAUGGAACUGGAGAAGGAAUAUUCCAUGUAGUCGUAGUAAAGGUAAGUUAUGUGUCGCGCACUAAUUGACUUUGGCGCCGAGAGAUCAUAUGCGUCUGCAAAUCUUGUAACGAUGAUUGACAAAAAACCCGAGAGAGACGAAGUUACAAAGUUUUGAUAUGCUAAUGGGAUCAAAGACGGCACGUCUGGAAUAUUACGACACAGAAAUUAGCGCUCUAGACGGAAGCUACAAAAUGAAUGUGAAACUAGCUAAAGUGGAAAAAACCAGAACUCCUCAAUAUAAUUAAUCCUGGGUACGAGGAGUUAAGACGCAAGUACAGUCACUUUCAAGGUGCUGUUAUCGAUGAUCCUGAUACGAAAGAGAAGCUACCCAUUCACCUAGUGUUAGGAAACGGCGAAUACGCGAGAAUUAAAACGAGCACAAAACCUCUUAUCGGCGGCGACUGGAAUCGAUUUUGACCGUAAUACGAUGCUCUUGACUCAACCAGCGCACUCGGACUUUGAACGCCUAUGCAUGGCUGAUACGAUGGAAAGCGACCAGAACGUAGUAUACGAAGACUUCAAAGAACAGCUAACGAGAGAUCCUGAAGGUUGGUAUGAAACCAAUCUUCCAUGGAAAGCCAACCAUCCCAGUCUACCUACGAAUGAAGCAGACAGUAAACGACGACUGACGUCUGUAGUAAAGAAAAUAACUCGUGAGGGGAACUACGAACGAUAUGAUGAUAUUACACGAGAGCAACUUGACCAAGGGGCAUCAUAGAACGAGCUCCAAUCGAAGCGAGUAGCAAAGAACAUUAUCUAUACCACAUAAAGAUGUCGUCAAACAGUCGGCAGAAACCACGAAACUACGUAUAGUUUUCGACGCCUCAGUGAAGGAAUCAAGUGAACAACCGUCAUUGAACGAGUGUCUUCACCCUGGCCCACCACUCCAAAAUCAACUGUGGAAUAUACUCGUCCGAGCACGAUUUUAUCCCAUCGAGAAAGCGUUUCUACAGAUUCUCAUUAGAGAACAAGAAAGAGAUUCCUUACGGUUUUUCUGGUAGAGUCCAGGAAGCGAAGAGACGACUGUGUAUCAUAUCGGUUUACUCGAGCCUUGUUUGGAAUGACGUGUUCACCAUUUCUCCUCGGUAGAGUUAUCAACGAACAGUUAAAACGAUGGGAGACCAAAUAUCCAAACCUGGUUAAAGAAAUUCGAGACGGAUUAUAUGUUGACGACCUGAUGACGGGGGGAAUCGGUAGAAACUGUGACAACGAAACGUGAAAAGGCUAUCGAAGUGUUCGAACAUGGGUCAUUCAAAUUGCACAAAUGGAAUUUGAAUGUUAUGAGUCUUGAAGAAAACCUACAAAAACCUACGAAAAAGUAUCUUUCGGAAAAGCUCAACUCGGUACGACCAAGAGACAAACGAAGUUGCUCGGUCGAACGUGGGACAAAACGAAAGACACACUUAGUGUUGAGACAAAUCAGAAGCCAGUAACAACCAAACGAGAGGCGUUAUCGGAACUAGCGAAGGUUUAUGACCCUUUAGGUUUGGUUUCUCCAACAACUUUAGCCGCGAAACAACUUUACAGAGACAUGUGCAAAGCCAAACUUCCAUGGGACUGGGCGUUAACGGAGCAAAUCAGGAGACGAUGGGAAGAGUGGCAACUUGCAGUAUCGAUGGCGUUUACAGUACCGCGCAGUUUAGCACCGUUUUUCCAACCUGUAACAGCAGUCACCCUUCACGCGUUCGGUGAUGCCAGCAAACUCUGUGUGCCUAAUAUUGAGAUUAUCUAA